This is a messenger RNA of Prosopis cineraria, 1419 nucleotides long. Its product is annotated as receptor-like protein EIX2. Bases 1 to 1419 code for a protein of 472 amino acids. The record is from RefSeq and is a predicted model, not a curated record. The transcript is spliced from 3 exons. NCBI's taxonomy places the organism in Eukaryota, Viridiplantae, Streptophyta, Magnoliopsida, Fabales, Fabaceae. Gene Ontology annotation, molecular function: protein binding.
AUGAAUAGCAUUUCUGGGUUAUUUCCCAAUGCUAUUCAAAACAUGUCAUCCCUUGCAUUCCUUGACAUUUCUGACAACAAUAUUCUUGGCUCAGUUCCAUUAUGGCUAGGAGAGUUCAUGUUUCUAACCCAUCUGAAUCUAGCCAGGAAUGAACUUUCUGCAUUCUUAGGGAGGUUGUCUUCCUUGAGGGGGUUAAGUCUUUAUAGGAAUCACCUAAAAGGUCACAUCCCAGAUAGUCUUGGGAAGCUUUUGAACUUGGAAAUUUUGGAUCUUUCAACUAACUCCUUUGAAGGGGCUCUUGGGGAGAUUCUCCUUGGCACCAUUCCUCAGUCAUUAUAUAGGUCUGAUUCAUUAGAAUCUUUGAACUUGAGCAACAAUAGUUUGCAUGGAGAGCUUCCAUCAACCUUGCAAUCUUGCCACUUCUUGAAUAUUUUGGAUCUUGGCAACAAUGGACUAUAUGGCAAUAUACCUUCAAGUAUGUGGGUUGAUUUUAGUGAAAUCAGAAUUCUUAGGCUUCGCCAAAACAAAUUUAAUGGUAAUAUCCCAUCAAGCCUCUGCCAACUCCCUUACUUGCAAAUCUUGGAUCUCGCAAAUAACAACUUCACAGGCAUAAUUCCUUUUUGCAUUGGGAAUCUUAGGGGAAUGAUGAUAAACAAACAAGCAUUAGAUUAUCAAUCAGAGGUAGAUGAAGCUUCUGAACCACUAGUACCUGCAAGUAGUCCUAUGUAUCUUCCAGACUUUGAUCAAUGGCAAAAAGUACAUGUCAAGCAAUUCAUGAAAGGAAGAGAAUUUGAUUACAUAAGAACUCUCCAAUAUGUAAUUAACAUGGACUUGUCAAGCAACAACCUUGUUGGCUUUAUACCAGAAGUUAUAACUUCUCUCAAUGGAUUGGUUAACUUGAAUUUAUCACACAACUCUUUAUCAGGAGAAAUUCCAAGCAAAAUAGGGAAAAUGAAGUUUCUAGAAUCACUGGACCUCUCAUGGAACCAACUUGAAGGUGCACUUCCAAGUAGCAUGUCUUCUUUGACAUUUUUAACCCGCUUGAAUUUGUCAUACAACAACUUUUCAGGGCCAAUUCCAGAGGAAAAUCAGUUCCUUGCACUUGAGGAUCCAUCCAUUUACAUUGGAAAUCAAUAUCUCUGUGGAGAACCUGUGCUGAAAAAAUGCUCCCGGGAUGACAAUAAUGAAGCUCCAAUUUAUGAAGGCAAAGACGAUGACAACAAAAAAGAAAAGAUCCUGUUUUACUUUGUUGUUACCCUUGGUUUCAUGACAGGAUUCUGGGGAGCUAUUGGAGUCCUAGUGGUCAACAAGAGAUUAAGGUAUGUUUGUUUUAGAUAUGUGGAGAAAAUAGCUGAUCAAAUAUAUGUAGCAAUAGCAAUAAGAGUUGCAAGGAUCAAGAGAAUAUGGCAGAAAUCUUGA